Molecule: messenger RNA, 1961 nt
Organism: Polyodon spathula (Mississippi paddlefish)
Lineage: Eukaryota; Metazoa; Chordata; Actinopteri; Acipenseriformes; Polyodontidae
Product: CTD nuclear envelope phosphatase 1A
Exons: 8
Coding region: 206-940 (244 amino acids)
Molecular function (GO): protein serine/threonine phosphatase activity
Source: RefSeq, a predicted model, not a curated record
AUAUUUUUAUUUUUUCUUUCAUAUAGAUAUAUCUUUGUUUUGUUUUGUUUUAAAACUGCAAGCGGUUCGAGGGGGGGGAACAGCGCGGCUCGACACCUGGAAGUGGGCUCGGCUCGGCUCGGCUCGGCUCGGUACCGGCGGCCACUGGUCGCAGGUGGUCGGUAUUGUGGCCCCGGUGUGUGCAGCCGCUUCCCCGGCUCUCGCCAUGCUGAAGACCCGGCAGUGUCUCCUCGGGAUCCGGACUUUCCUCGGGGUCACGUCGCGGAUUUGGGGCUUCCUUCUCUACGUGCUCAGGAAGCACCUCCGCACGAUAAUCCAGUACCAGACUGUGCGUUAUGACAUCUUGCCUCUGUCACCCGUCUCCAGAAACAGACUCUGCAGUUUAAAGAGGAAGAUCUUGGUGUUGGAUUUAGAUGAAACGUUAAUCCACUCGCAUCACGACGGGGUCUUAAGACCGACAGUGCGGGCUGGCACGCCUCCUGAUUUUAUAUUGAAGGUUGUAAUAGACAAACACCCAGUGAGGUUUUUUGUACAUAAAAGGCCGCACGUGGAUUUCUUUCUGGAAGUGGUGAGCCAGUGGUAUGAGCUGGUCGUGUUCACAGCCAGUAUGGAGAUUUAUGGAUCUGCAGUGGCCGACAAACUUGACAAUAACCGAGAGAUCCUGAAACGAAGAUAUUAUAGACAGCACUGUACACUGGAGCUGGGCAGCUAUAUUAAAGACCUGUCCGUCGUGCAUGGUGACCUGUCCAGCAUUGUCAUUUUAGACAACUCCCCGGGGGCCUAUCGAAACCACCCAGAUAACGCAAUACCUAUAAAGUCGUGGUUCAGUGAUCCCAGCGACACAGCACUUCUCAACCUGAUCCCCAUGCUGGAUGCACUGAGGUUUACAGCAGACGUCCGAUCGGUCCUGAGUCGGAAUUUACAUCAACACCGGCUCUAGUAAUGAGGCUGAAAGAGCGAGGCCCUCCCUGCUGAGCCUGACCCGGAAGAGGGCUGUGCGGAGACUUCCUUGCUACAUCGGCCCUCGCCAGUGCUGUCUGGCUCUGUGCUCGGGAGUUGUUUAACCUGGACUGUGCUGGGAAUAGCAACACAUGUUUUUGGUCUGUCCUCCUCCUUCUCCCCUCCCCCCCUCCCCCCUCCUUACUUUUCCCAGUGAAUUUUUAUUUUUUAUUGAGAAUCAUCUUUCAGGAUCUACUGGAAUCCACAUGGAGGUUUUUCAAUGGUACUUUUACACAGACUGUGGCUGGCAAUUUAUUUCCCCUGAUUUUUAUUAAAAGAAAGAAAACCCUAACCAAUAGCAGAUCUUCAGAUCCAGGAAUUCUUGGGAAGGGACAGAUGAUGGCGAUUUUAAUACACGCACACACAUCUAUAUAGAUACAGACACACAUGCACACACACACUUCUAUAUAGAUGCACACAGUUGCCCUUUUCUGUAAGGAUUUGAUCAUAUUUUCUGCCAACAGCCAUACGCACAUCCCAAGAUAAAGAAAGAUGAAUGAACUUCAUUGAUUUGUUGUAGCAGCUACGCAACCUGUGUGAGAGCCCCAGCAUAAGGCCUUGAAAUGAGAAAUUUAAAAAAUUAAAAAAAUCUAGAAUUCCCAGGACAGGACAAAAAAACAAAACAAAACAGGAAUUCAAAUCUGAAGUCUUUUGUUGCUGGAGUUUCUAUUACACGUGGAAGAAAUACAUCACAAAUCAACGCUCUGUUCUUUAUUUUGAUAUGGAAGGAUUUGUAGUUAACGGUACAGUGCUAUAAACCGACAAUAACGGCAGCUUCCUGUUAUCACUUCCUGUGCUGUAGGUCACGUGUCCUGAGCAGACACACACAACCCAGACUUUACAGUUAUGUCCUUCAUAUACAUGUUUAUUUCAAAUGGUAUAUAGAUUUUUCACAUGCAGUAUUCGAGAUACUACAAAUAAUGAAAAAGUUCACAUAUAUAUAUAUUAAACAUUUAAAUCUA